GGGGUCAAGGGCAGGGGCGGGGCAGGCAGGCAGUGGCCGGGGGCGUCCGCUCCUCCCCCUCGCGGUCGGCCGGGCUGUCGGUGCCGAGCCCCCAGCGCGCGGCACAUGGGGCGCCUGACUGAGGCGGCGGAAGCGGGCGUCGGCGCUCAGGCUGCGCGCUGGGCAGGGCCCCCUCCCACGCUCCUGCCGCUCUCUCCCACGUCCCCCGGGUGCGCGGCCACCAUGGCGUCCAGCGACGAGGACGGCACCAACGGCGGCACCUCGGAGGCCGGCGAGGACCGGGAGGCCCCCGGAAAGCGGAGGCGCCUGGGCUGGUUGGCCACCACCUGGCUCACCUUCUACAACAUCGCCAUGACUGCGGGGUGGUUGGUUCUAGCUAUUGCCAUGGUACGCUUUUAUAUGGAAAAAGGAACACACAGAGGUUUAUAUAAAAGUAUUCAGAAGACCCUUAAAUUUUUCCAGACAUUUGCCUUGCUUGAGAUAAUUCACUGUUUAAUUGGAAUUGUACCUACUUCUGUGCUUGUGACUGGGGUCCAAGUGAGUUCAAGAAUCUUUAUGGUGUGGCUCAUUACUCACAGUAUAAAACCAAUCCAGAAUGAGGAGAGUGUGGUGCUUUUUCUGGUGGCGUGGACGGUGACAGAGAUCACUCGCUAUUCCUUCUACACAUUCAGCCUUCUUGAUCACUUGCCAUACUUCAUUAAAUGGGCCAGAUACAAUUUUUUUAUCAUCUUAUAUCCUGUCGGAGUUGCUGGGGAACUUCUUACAAUAUAUGCCGCCUUGCCGUAUGUGAAGAAAACGGGAAUGUUUUCAAUAAGACUCCCUAACAAAUACAAUGUCUCUUUUGACUACUAUUAUUUUCUCCUUAUAACUAUGGCCUCAUAUAUACCAUUGUUUCCACAACUCUAUUUUCAUAUGUUACGUCAAAGAAGAAAGGUGCUUCAUGGAGAGGUGAUUGUAGAAAAGGAUGAUUAAAUGAUCCCUGCAAACAAGGUGCUUUUUCCAGAAUAACCAGGAUUACUUGAGUCCAAGUUUUAAGAACAAGAAUAAACAACUUUGUGAAAUAUCA
Molecule: messenger RNA, 1066 nt
Organism: Callithrix jacchus (white-tufted-ear marmoset)
Lineage: Eukaryota; Metazoa; Chordata; Mammalia; Primates; Cebidae
Gene: HACD1
Product: 3-hydroxyacyl-CoA dehydratase 1
Biological process (GO): fatty acid elongation; very long-chain fatty acid biosynthetic process; sphingolipid biosynthetic process
Cellular component (GO): endoplasmic reticulum membrane
Molecular function (GO): 3-hydroxyacyl-CoA dehydratase activity
Source: RefSeq, a predicted model, not a curated record